UCCUGCCUUUGCAUCAUCAGACUUUUUGGUAACACAUGUCAGAAACAUCAAGAAGCGAAAUGCUGAUAAUGACUUGAUUGUCAAUGGGAUAGAAAUCUAUAACAUGAAAAUUGAUAGUAAAGUAACUUCCCGAUUUGCCCACAAUGUCAUCACCAGUCGAGCUGUCAAUCGUGGAAAUGUGCACAAAGAAGUCUUCUUUGAUGUUGAACUACCUAAGACAGCCUUCAUUACCAACUUCAGCAUGACAAUUGAUGGUGUCACUUAUCCUGGAACUAUAAAGGAAAAAGAAGUUGCAAAAAAGCAGUAUGAGAAAGCUGUUUCAAAGGGACAGACUGCUGGUCUUGUCAAAGCUUCAGGAAGAAAAACAGAAAAAUUUACUGUCUCAGUCAACGUUGAAGCAGCAAGUAAAGUAACUUUUGAACUCACAUAUGAGGAACUGCUGAAGCGACAGUUUGGAAAAUAUGAGAUGUUCAUCAAAGUAAAACCGAAGCAGCUUGUCAAAGAUUUUGAGAUUGAAGUAAAUAUCUUUGAGCCCCAGGGUAUCACUGAGCUGGAAGCGGAAGGAACAUUCAUCACCAAUGAUCUACAAAAUAUCAUUAAAAAAACUUUUUCAGAGAAAAAGGGGCAUAUCUUUUUCAAGCCAACUCUUGAUCAGCAGCGAACCUGUGCAAAUUGCUCACAGUCUGUCUUGGAUGGGGAUUUUACUGUAAAAUAUGAUGUGAAGAGAACAAGUCCAGAUAAUUUGCAGAUUGUCAAUGGCUACUUUGUGCACUUCUUUGCACCAACAAAUCUUCCAAACUUGCCCAAGAAUGUUAUUUUUGUAAUAGAUAUUAGUGGCUCAAUGUCUGGAAGAGAAAUAGUACAGACAAGAGAAGCACUUCUGAAAAUCUUGGAUGACAUUAAAGAAGAUGACUUCUUCAAUUUCAUACUGUUUGGUAGUGAAGUACACACCUGGAAAGAAACGUUAAUCAAGGCCACUCCUGAGAAUUUGGAUGAAGCAAGGAAGUUUGUUCGGAGCAUUGACACUGAAGGCAUGACAAAUUUACAUGGUGGUAUAAUGAGGGGAAUUGAUAUGCUGAAUGCUGCUCAUGAAGGAAGCCUUGUGCCCAAGAGAAGUGCUUCUAUAAUUAUCAUGUUAACAGAUGGCCAACCAAAUGUAG
Messenger RNA from Pelecanus crispus (Dalmatian pelican), 1160 nucleotides. NCBI's taxonomy places the organism in Eukaryota, Metazoa, Chordata, Aves, Pelecaniformes, Pelecanidae. The record is from RefSeq and is a predicted model, not a curated record.